UGACGACUCUGUAGGACUCCCGAACCUCAGUGCAAAGCUAAUAAUAAUCCUCGAAAUCAGCGGUGUGUCGCACACAUCCACUCUCUUUCCGUUUCUCCUCUUCUUACACGCCCAGGAGGAUGAACAAACCCGUUAGAGGACUUGAUUAUGGCACUUAAUAUUACUUUUUUGAAACUCUUUUCAUUGUUUUCGGUGGCUCGGCUAAUGUGAUGGUAACGUGGCUCAUCAACGCCGGGGGAUUUUCAGGAACUUUUCACCUCGGGUGCUCCGGAUCUAAGCUUUUAUCAUUUAGAUAUAUCAUUAAAUUGCACAUAGAUGUCAACCAUAUGUGCAACAUUUCUAAUAACAAAUAUAUAUUUUAAUAGUUCUAGGCUUUGUGUCCGAUAAGGGACGAUUUAUCCGGUUAAAAUCUCGCAGAUUGAUUCAAUGACGCUACGUUUACUGUGAUCUAGCUAACGCUAAACAUGCUAUUUGAUCUGAAAGUAGGUUUGCAGAUGCUAUAAUGUUACACAUAUCUCAUUUAAUAUAUCGUAGUUUGCAUUAAAAUAGAUGUAUCUGUCGUGCUGCUUGAAGUGAGAUUUACGAUCCGCAAUCCACCGCUCGCAUGUUUUCACCCACCCUCGGUGCGAACUUUCAUUUUUGCUGUUUGUGGAGGUGUUUUAACAGCCGAUAAUUGUAGGAAGGAAAGUGUCGUUGUUGUGUUAGGAUGCGGAAGGGUGAGGAGCAGAGCUGAGGGUAAACAUGUUAAGGGUUUAAAGCAUGUUAAUGGCUCGGUGAUCAUGUCGUCAAUGGAGGGUGUUUUCUCCUGGGUGGGAGACUGGCAGUGGCUCUUCAUGGUCACUCUCUUUCUGGCCUCGGUUGUCACUUUGGUUGUAUACUUGGUGCUGUAUUUUUCCAACGAAGCUCAUGAUGGGAAAACGCAUCUCAAUCAUGUGGAUUCAGAGGAAGCUGAUGGGAUUUUAUGUUGGGUGCUUUCCUUGAAAAACUGGAGGAGUCAGUGGAGAAGAGCCUGGUUUAGGAGCCUCAACGAGGAAGCUUGUAGAUCACAGAGUGGGAUUCAGCUGACCUUUGAAGAUGAUGGUGUCCAGUCAUCAGAACUGGCUGUGGACCAGAUUUCAAGCUUCACAAAAACACGGGGUCAAAAGAAUGUUCUGUGUCAAGUGGUUGGAAACAAGCUGCAGUUUUCCCUCAGCGCUUUCCCGAGCUCGACGACUUCACAAACCCCCUUGAGAUACAGUGUCAAAAUUUCUCCACUUCAUCUGCAGCUGGCCCUACAGAUGAAAGAGGUGAACGGGGAGGUGGAGAUUUCCUGGCGGGUGCUUCACCUGGACUCUGUAGAUCUGCAGCUGAUGCCAAGCUUUGCACAGGGAGAUUGUCAGAGUCUAAGUGAUGCUGCUGUGACCGACAGGCUCAGACAGGUCUUGAACGGAGCUCAAGCAUCUGUAAGUUUGAGCAGCCGGCCCGCAGAAUCUGCGGAAGUCAAGGAAGUAAGGAACAAGACCUUACAGGCGACCUCCCCGCCAAAGCCCCCACGAGCUCAUGAAUGGAAACUGUUAGUGAAGAAUAUCCGGGUCACAUUCACACAGGAGGAUGGUGCUGCAGGCGGCAUGAAUCCUCAAUGUAUCCUCCAGCUGGAUGAUCCGCCUCAGAAAAUCAACAGUUCAGUGUUGAGUAACAAAAGCAACCCGACGUGGGACCAGCCCUUCAUAUUUGAGCUUAGCGGCCGGUCAAAGGAGCUGAACAUCCAGGUCGUGGAUAACGGCAAACCCGUGGAAAGUGGUUUGUUAGGGCAAGUUUCUGUGCCUUUUGAUCUGGUGAGGAAACACCCUAAAGGUCAACAGACCUUUUCACUCAAGACCAAAGAUCAAGUUACUGGAUCAAUAACUACUGAGUUCACCUAUCUGGAGCCCAAUGAGGUGCGUACCUGGCAGACACCCACCCCGGCCCCUACUAAAAGAGUGGAAAUGGACCGCACUGUGAUGCCCUGUGGCACUGUCGUCACCACUGUUACUGCCGUGAGGAGCAAACCAGGACGACCUUUACCACCCGAAUCCAAAUCGCCCUCUAAAAAUAAGCUGGCAGAGAGAAGGGUGUCGGAGCAGCCGUCAAUACUCGGUGCCAAAGUUAGUAAAGCUCUUUCAUCGUCAGAUACGGAGUUAUUGAUUCUGAACGGGACAGAUCCUGUAGCCGAGGCUGCUAUCAGACAGCUGCACGAGUCUGCAAAACAGAAGCUCAAAUCUCCCGUCAAAAAGAGCACCAUUAUCAUCUCAGGAGUGUCCAAGGCCCCUCUGUCCCAGGAUGAAGAGAUGUCACUAAUGGCAGGGUAUGCAGCGGCCAUGGACGCUUCAAUGUCCGGAGCAACCGAGGGCACCAACAGCGACCCCUUACCCCCCGAAAAAGUAGAAGAAAACAGCAUUAUCGAAGCCACAGAGUCCCUGGUGGGUGCAAAUGGCACAGACCAUGUGGAGGACUGGGAGAGCCAGACUGGAGAAGACCCGGAUGCAGAUAAAACAUCUCUGUCCCUCUGUAUCUCUGAAACGGGCUCUAAAAAAGGAAAAGGCAGCUUCCUUCACAAGAGUGCCAAGCUAUUCUUCAGACGGAGGCAUCAGCGAAAGGAGCCGGGCAUGAGCCAGUCCCACAAUGACCUCCAGUACCUGGAGCAUCCCGAGGCGGCUGUGAUGGGUGACAGGGAAAAGAGGACCGCCACCUUCAGGCGCAUCAUCAACCGCAAACUUCUCCCCAAGAGCAAGAGCAAAACCAACGGCAUGCUGAAAGAACCGCCAACGUGAACUUCACAUUACACAAGCCCGUCAUCCAGACUAAUAGCUUUCGAGCCUCUUCAUAUUUCUAACACGCUCCUACAUUUUAUGCAAGUCAUCAGUACGUAUUCGUCUUUUUGGGGUGUCCUUUGCCAAAACCUCCUCUGCGUAGCAACAAUCACCGUCUUCCUCUCUCAUCCACAUUUCCAGAAACCCUUUAGUCAACCUGUGCAUCUGUCCAUCCCUACGAUGGGAUGUCAUUGGCUAAACAGUCAUACGUUUUGAACUUAAUAUGUGUGAUUAUAUGCAAGAAAGUUUACAGAACAGCCUCCUAAUAAGCACUGGCUCUCGUUCGUCGCUCUAAAAGGACUCUUAUGCAAACAGCGAUCGUCAUGUACAAGAUAUAUUUUGUGUUUGUGGCCUUCUAACCAAAGCAGGAUUCGAUCGUUCCAUCUACCUAAGCUUUAACCCUCUGGAAAACCCCUCUGGUGGAUCAGACAAGGGAAUUCCAUCGGUUUGAUUUGCACUUCUUUUAUAUGCUCCGAACUCAUUUUGCAGUGGUGGCGCAGUGCAUUUUGCGGGAUUUUGGAUGCGAACGUGCUCUGUUAUAACAUGUGAAAGACCUCUCUGCCUUGAUGUGAAUUGAAUAUGUGAGUUUUCAUACUGUGUGAGAGACAAAUCUGGGAGAAUAGUGACUUUUAUUUGCCGAAAUUUAUUUUAAGAACAUUCUCUAACAUACAGUGGGGAAAAUAAGUAUCAAACAUGUCACAUUUUUCCUGAAAAUAAUAUUUCUAAAGGAUCUGUUGAUGUGGAAUUGAAGCAGAUUUUGGUAAAAACCUAAACAAUGUCCACCCUGGUUUCAUCUUCAUGAUCCUGCUAAUGUAGAUGUUGGACUGAAGCCGCUGAUAUUGAUUUACAAGGAUGAUGGGCAGUGGGUUGCUGAAGAACUACUGAGGGCGUACUCACACUAUGUGUAGUUGCCUUGAACAGGGCCAAAGCACGCUUGUCCCCCCUUCCAUCUCCACCGGCGGCUCGCAUUCACAUUACAUUUGGGCCUGGGCACGCUUACAUCAUCGAUGAUGCGCUGUUCAGUAAGCGCUUCCCAUCAGCACAGUGGAGAUUUCUUAAGUUAUGUCAGUUUGGUCGAUUGAUAUGCAGUGACACGGUGAAAUAUGUCGCCGAACAGAUCAGCCACUGUUGACGCUCAUAAACAAUCAUAAAGUCCUCGUGCUGCAGGAAUUAGGAGGUAUGCUGAAGGUGCAGCGGUCGUGCAGUGAGGAGUUUGCGUCUUUAAUAAACUAUGACAGUUUGCGUUCAUUAAACAGUAAGAAUGAUUAAUAAAUCCACAUCAGACAGUCCCUCAAAAGUCACGUCUUGCUUUCAGUUUCGGGAUCAAGCACAUUUUGCACUCGCACACAAGCGUACCACGCCAAAACCCAAGUGAACCGUGCUCCGGCACACCUCUUCCAACCGGGACAGGGCCGGCCAAGUGAACCAUGCCUGAGCUCGUUUCAGAGCACUCGCACUUCUCAAAUGAUCCGGGAAACGGGCAUAGUGUGAGUAGGCCCUGAGAGAUUUCAGCUGCUGUCUGGGCGUUCACUGCCUUUCCACACCUUCCUUUCCUCAUGUGUUCAAUGUGUUUUUCUCCGAGUCAUUUCAUGUUUUUACACAUAACUUAAUUUGUAAACAAAUUAGUUUGUUUCAUUUGCAAAUAUCUUAUUUGGUUGUUACAAAUCAUAGAUAUCGCCUACAAUAUCGAUGUCGCCUUCGCUGUUGUUGUCUAUUGGAAGGAAUGCGUCAAUACAGCUGCCAUUUUAGUACAGGGUAGAGCUCAUUUGAAAUUAAUGUGGGACCAUGUGGGAAGGUGUAGUGAAGGACUGACCACCCAGAACCAGAGAUUUUGACAAAUAUCUAUGAUCAAGAUUUUUGCCAGUGGUCAAAAAUAAUAAGUCAUCGAUCAUCAAUAUCCCUGCGUCUCAAUUUGCUCAUCAUUUCUGAUCUAAAUGCUGUAUAACAUUUGUAAUAUUCAAUACUUUAGGGUUGACAGUUUGCACAUUGAGGUGCAGGCACUGUUAUCUUAUCAGGCAUCCUUAUAAGUUGCUUCAAAAACUAGAGCUUCUUCACUUUACCAACAAUAAUGCAAAUUUAUGACACCGCAACAUCUUGUUGUCAUAUUUCAUUUACAUUAUUUGCUGAUUUAAUUUAACAAAACUAGCAUAAGCCUGGUAUUUAGUGCAAGUUGGUGCUACUUUGCCUUAUGGUGAAUCCAUUAACUGUAUUAUCAUCAGUAAUGUUACUUGUUUAGCACAAAAGUUCGUAACAUACAAAAACAAAAUUGUUAAAAAACAAAAUAUUCUGCCUUUAUGCUUUGUUUUCAUUGUUUGCUCGUUGCUACACCCGUACACAGCACAGAAGUCCAACAUCUUCAGAUUGGCUUUAGUCUUGACUAAGUGCGGUUGAAUGACAUUUGUCCUGGAAGCACUGUACAAAUAUGGCCGUGGUAUUGACACAUACUCCGUAUGUGAUAUCUUCAACAGCACCUUUAGAAACAUGUUUUCUGAGCAAAAUGACAUGUUUAAUACUUAUUUUCCCUGCUGUAUAACGUUAAUAUAAAUGUUUAAGAAUGUUCUAGUCUGGCACUGAUAUGUUUGCUUUAAAAAAGGUGUGGUUCAGCGUUUACCCUUUAAUUACAUAAUACACACAAAAAAAAGAUGGGGAAAACAUUGAUUAUAUAUAUUUUUUAUUUAAUAUUUAGAUUUUAAGCAUACAUCAUUAUCUAACUAUAUAAAGAGAAUGUGUUUUUCUCUCUUAGUUUUCCCACGGUGCCACACGUUUAAAAAAAAAAAAAAGUGAGUUGCACCUAAGCUUUUAACACUAAGCAAGGGCAUUCCCCCUCCCCCUAAUUGAGAAAUGUUAGAAUACAUGCGUGUUUGGUAUUGUUUGUUUAGGAGUUAUUAUUUUAAGCGUGCUGUUUUUCUUUCCCAUAUACUCUUAAGCCACAUGAAAUGUUGGCAGUGAAUGCCAACCCGUUUGUGUUUUGGACCUCAACUGUUUGAGCCUGUGUGAAGAACUGCAGUGGAUUUGCGCUUUGGGAGAUUCAAUAACAGGCUCCGCUUGACAUUUACUUGAACUCGAGCUGCAUAUGUAGAAGAAACCUGAAUGCCUGUCCAUUCUGAAUGUUGCCAGAAAGAAACCUCAGCAGUCUGGCUUGUCAAAUUUGUAUUUGGGGAGGACUACUGUUUUGUUUUUAGUGUAGGUUGUGUUGUACAUCUUGCCUGUUAACACAUCAUCAAGUUGUAUUUCCAGUGAAAUGAAAGGAGGCACGUGAAGAUUUUGUAUUUUAUUUUUGUCCUGCUUAAGUGGCCGUCCCAGCCAUUUAAAUGAAAUCACACACAUCAGUCCUCAUAUCAUCAUUGUAACCAUAUGCAUUGCAGAACUCCUUGUUAACCUGAUUCAUCUGUGCUUUCUAUUGGAUGUAUUGAACGCCCUUAGGAAUUGCCGUUGUUGCGAAUGAUUAUUGUAUCCAUGAAAGCUCACCGUAACAUAUAUACCUGCAAUAUUAAGAUCACACAUAUCCAGUAAGAACUAAGAGCUGUUCAGUUUUUGUAGUCUUAAAAAGCGAUGGGGAUGUUAAGAAUAGUGGUUUACAAUUAAAUUAGAAAAAAAAAUAAUGUCUGUUUAUUUAUAGCACAAAUUAUACGUAGACACAUUGCUGUGCUUGCUAAUGGUUCAUUUGUUGCUAUGUAAAGGCUACAGCUACCACACAGAUGCUAGCUUUUCUGCAGUUUUUAAUGAACAAUUAGCUUUUAAAAUUUGAGAUUGUGUUUAAAAAGUCAAAUAACAUUACAUUUUGAGACCAUUUCAAUGUGGUCAUGUCAUUGGCCCAUUAACAUUUCCUGCUUGUUAUCAAACUAUUUAAUUUCAACUGUAACAAGAGGCAAUUCAAUGAUAACUUAAUGUUAAAACAGCUAUCAUAACAUUGUUUAUCAAUAUGUGGCCCUUUUUGGAUUCUUGGAAGCUAAGAUACUAAAAAUGUAAAACAGGAAAUACGUUGGGACCAUUGUUUUUGUUUACAUCCCUCAAAAGGAAUACUCUGAGGGAACCUGUAAGUUAGCAUCAUGUUUAGCCUACAAAUUGACGUCAUGACUGAACAGCUCUAUUAAAAUAACGUGACAAAGACCUUUAAUGUCAGAAGAAUAUCAAUCUAUGCUAUGCAGGAAUUCUGUUUGUUAGCAUACCUUUACUGGUUUGAGCAAUAAACCCUGAACGAACA
Danio rerio (zebrafish) is the source of this 7032-nucleotide messenger RNA. The record is from RefSeq and is a predicted model, not a curated record. Lineage: Eukaryota; Metazoa; Chordata; Actinopteri; Cypriniformes; Danionidae.